This is a messenger RNA of Solea solea (common sole), 6618 nucleotides long. Its product is annotated as leucine-rich repeat and fibronectin type-III domain-containing protein 2. The coding region runs from base 1206 to 3572 and encodes 788 amino acids. Gene Ontology annotation, molecular function: protein binding. The record is from RefSeq and is a predicted model, not a curated record. Gene Ontology annotation, cellular component: cell surface; postsynaptic density membrane. The transcript has 7 exons. Lineage: Eukaryota; Metazoa; Chordata; Actinopteri; Pleuronectiformes; Soleidae.
UCCGUGUCUGCGCCAUUAUGGCUCGUUCGUGUGUGUUUGCGUAAAGGCGCCAUAGUUGUGGCCGACCUGCCUCUCCUCUUCCUCACACCCCCUCCUCUCCCCCUGUGAUAGUCUCUGCCUCUCUUGUUCGCAGAGUUCGUGUGCGCGCUGCUCCACUGCGGUCCGUCUCUUGCGCAUGCAGAGACUUCGCGUCGGAGUGUCCCCACCUGCUCGCGCUUGGACAAACAAUCAACUCCAGCAUUAUUAUAUAUGGUUUUUUUUUAGACAAACAAAAACAACAACACUUUGGAUUUACUCCUUUCCCCGUACAACUCUCGUCUUCGGAAUCGACAGAGAAGGUGUGUGGGGGGAAAUAACCGGGACAUAUUGUUUUUUUCUCCAGUGAGAAGUAAUCACACGCAGCUGCACCGCGGAGAGAGAGCAGAGCAGAGGGAAGCGCCGUCUGUCCAGUGUUUGCAGCAACACUCCAAGUGAAAAUCCGCCUGGAAGCUAUACAGUUAUUUAUUUCGACUUCAGGAGGAAGCUGUGGAGCUCGUCGUCGCAGUUUUGUUUCUUUCCGAGAGAGAGAGGCAGAGAGAGAAAGAGAGAGAGGAAAAGAAACGAUAUGCGGCAGCUGUUUUUGCAGUUGCUCUCCUGGAAUUAGUGGAUGGAUGGUUAAAGGGAGCGGCUGUCGCCUUGUUGGAGCGGGGAAACUGAAUAUACUGUAUACAGAGCCCGCGGUGGUGCGCAAUGGAUACUCGUCCGUCUCUGAAGCCCUGUGCGUAUGCUGAUCCAUUCAUUCCAUAACCCGCCUCUCAAAGUGAGCUGGAAUAGGCUACCAGCCCUCUGUGACCCUGCUGAGGGUGAAAGAGUGAACAGAUGAGGUGGACCAAUUCUUCCUCAGCACACAAAAAUCACCUUGCAAACACUCAUCUGUGGGAGGAGGAGAACGACUUGGGAUUGUUUGUUGCCCGCAAGAGGAAUUCAAGGGUGACCUUAUACACGACUGACCGAGACAGAUGCGACAGCAACUGAAAUAAGCUGUCGUAUGAAUCAGAGUCCCACCUUCUGGCAAUGACUCAGCAUGUGCUUGGAUACCUGACCUGACCAAAACACUGAUUGCUGCUCACCUUGCUCUUUGAGUGUGAAUGUGUGGUCUUGAAGUAUUUCUGAGGGGCCAUAUGGCACAAUCCCAAGAUUUAUAGGUCCACUGUCUAUGAUCUAACAUGGACAAAGUGGUCAUCAGUCUCCUGCUUCUGGGAACCACAGUCAUGAUGGUCAACGCAUGUCCCAAAUACUGUGUUUGCCAGAACCUCUCAGAGUCUCUAGGGACUCUGUGCCCCUCCAAAGGCCUGCUCUUUGUCCCACCGGACAUCGACAGGCGAACUGUGGAGCUCCGGCUGGGCGGCAACUUCAUCCUCAAGGUCACCACUCAGGACUUUGCCAACAUGACAGGCCUGGUGGAUUUAACCCUGUCCCGCAACACCAUCAGCACCAUCCAGCCUUUCUCUUUCAUUGAUUUGGAAACCCUGAGAUCCCUGCACAUGGACACGAAUCGAUUGACCGAGCUGGGACCGGACGAUCUCCGAGGACUGAUCAACCUGCAGCACCUGAUACUCAACAACAAUCAGCUGAGUUGGAUCUCUGACACAGCCUUUGAUGAUUUGUUACUGACACUAGAGGAUCUGGAUUUGUCAUAUAAUAACUUGCACAGUGUGCCUUGGGACGCCGUCCGCAAAAUGGUCAACCUCCAUCAGAUGAGUCUGGAUCAUAAUCUCAUCGCCUUCAUAUCUGAAGGGACUUUUACUGAUCUGGAAAAGCUUGCCCGUUUGGACCUAACUUCAAACCGUCUCCAAAAGCUCCCUCCGGACCCUAUCUUUGCACGCUCCCAGAGCAAUGUUGUGUUGAGCACACCUUACGCACCUCCACUCUCCCUGAGCUUUGGUGGAAAUCCACUGCACUGCAAUUGUGAAGUGCUUUGGCUGCGAAGGCUGGAACGUGACGAUGAUAUGGAAACCUGCGCUUCUCCUGCGAGUCUAAAGGGACGCUACUUUUGGUCUGUUCGUGAGGAGGAGUUUGUUUGUGAGCCACCUUUGAUCACACAGCACACACACAAGUUGCUUGUUCUGGAAGGCCAAACAGCUAGCUUGCGCUGUAAAGCUGUUGGUGAUCCAAUGCCAACUGUGCAUUGGGUUGCUCCUGAUGAUCGUUUGAUUAGCAACUCUUCAAGAGCUACGGUGUAUGAGAAUGGAACCCUGGACAUAACAAUCACCACAUCCAAGGAUUAUGGUAUAUUCACUUGCAUAGCUGCUAAUGCAGCUGGUGAAUCUACAGCCUCUAUUGAGUUGUCAAUUAUUCAACUCCCCCAUCUGAGUAAUGGUACAAACCGUACCACACAACCCAAGUCUGGGCUUUCUGACAUAACUAGCUCUACCAAGAUAAGUAAAGGGGAGCCAAAACCUCUGCCAGAGAAGGCAGUAUCUGUGUCUGAAGUGACUGGCAUGUCAGCUCUGAUCAAGUGGACUGUUAGCAAAUCAACUCCAAAGGUCAAAAUGUUUCAGCUUCAGUACAAUUGUUCUGAGGAUGAAGUUCUUAUUUACAGGAUGAUUCCCAUGACACACAGAGCAUUCGUUGUCACAAACCUUGUCCCAGGGGUGCAAUAUGACCUCUGUGUCUUAGCCAUUUGGGAAGACACUGCCACCACCCUCACUGCCACCAACAUUGUUGGCUGUGUCCAGUUUAUCACCCCUGAGGACUACCCACAAUGCCAGUCCCUUCAUGGUGGAUUCAUGGGGGGGACCAUGAUACUGGUCAUUGGCGGCAUCAUUGUGGCAACACUGCUGGUGUUUAUCAUCAUCCUCAUGGUGCGCUACAAGGUGACCAACGGUAUCCACAUUAAUAAGUUACCCACUAUGAGCAACACAUACUCCCAAACCAAUGGAGGGUUGAACAGGUUCAAUGGUGCACCGCCACAGGUCAAGUCUACAGUAGUCGUCAUGCGUGAGGAAAUGGUCGAGUUCAAGUGUGGAUCCCUCCAGAGCAGCCUCUCCUCAUCAUCCUCCUCCUCUAACUCAUUAGACAGCCAAACAGGCAGAGGGGCUGGAGGUCGCUACAGCAUGCAAGGCAGUGAAUGCAGCACCCUACCCAGCACCAAAUUCCGGCGGCACGGGCAUGGCUCCAAGGCACGACCAAACCUGGACCACCUUUUAGGGGCGUUUACUUCCCUGGAGCUGCGAGGGGCAGCGAGGGACCAUCAAGGGACAUCUGGGCCUUCCACCACGUCCAAUACUAUGACCACGGUGGCUAUUGCUCCUCUGUCUGACAAAGAACCACUGCUAGGAAGGGCUGAGUCCACCACCAUGCUCGGACGUCUCCUAGGAUACCCCCAGGAGGGCAAGCCCAAGAGGAGCCACUCAUUUGAUAUGGGCCAUGUGGGGGCUGCACAAUGUCGCAGCAGCUACCCUCGCAGGAUCAGUAACAUCUGGACUAAACGCAGUCUGUCUGUCAACGGCAUGUUGCUGCAGUACGAUGACGGUGAGGAAGAGAAGCCCCCUUUUGAGAGCUCCGAGUGGGUGAUGGAGAGCACAGUUUGAGUACAGGGAUAAAUGUUCAUGGUUUACGGAACUAUAAACUUAUAUCAGGAACUUAAGGAACAUGAGUGCAGAGGGAGGGGUGUUUUAAUGCGAACUUUGGGUAUUGCAUGAAAUUCAUCCAUGUGAAUACUAAGUCUAAGUUUAUAUGUGUGAAAAGACACUGGAAAACGAUUCUGGGCUGUGAUCCCAAACACUCUAAAAUUCUCUUUCUGUAUUUCAAAAUAAAUAUUCCUAUUUGAGACAAUGCAGGAUCUUGGAUUGUGCAGACUCUACAUGACUCAAAUGGAAUAAUUGCGAGUCCACGGGGCACAGGACAGGAUCCCUGAGAAAAGAUGAGGAAAAAAGUAAGAUGAGAACAUCUAAGUGGAUUAUCUACAUAUUUAUCAGAAGAGAGCUGCCAAUGUGGAACUCGACCGAACCUUAAUCACAGUGUUGUGGAUCCUCGGCAUGAUUUGGGACUACUACUACACGUGAGGACCAAAGGAGCGGGUAGAAAAUUAAAACAAAGUCAUCUUUAUUUUCAUCUGGGUUUUGUAUCAUUUUUAUUACUAUUUAUUAUUUGAAUUUAUUCAUCAGCAGGCAGCGGCGCAGCCCUGUGCAGAGGUUGUAGUUGUCAGCAAGGAUCAAACACACAUGUUCUACAGUAUCCCUUCACAUAUGGCCAUCUCACAUCAUUUAGCAGUGCUUUCAAGGAAGUUUCAGUCACUAACUGGCAUAAUGAGAAAUAAGGGCCCGUUCAUAUGCAGCGUCAUUUGCAAGCACAUUAUUUUUAAUGCAGAUGCAUGCACGUCGCAACCUGCGCAACAUGUUUUUUCUGGUUGCCUCCAUGUCACAUCAAGAUAAAAAAUAUAUAUAUAUAAACUUUUUGGAAUGCAGCAAGUGGUUUCAUUGCAUUUUUAUAUACAUGGGCCAAAGAAGUAGGUCAAAGUAGGUUUUUGUUGACUCGGAAAUGAGCUUUGAUCCUCUCAUCAUCCAGACGCGGUUUUCCUGAAUCAGUUGGUGAAGGACAAAAUGACACAGGCAUGGCAAGAUUUUCUCUACUUUCUCCACACACAUUGUUUGUGUUUUGAUUUCCAUUCAGUAAAGCUGCAGCAAUGUCAGUCAUCUCAGCAGCUCCCAGCUUUUGGGGUUGCUUAGUUACGACGGAUUGGUACAGAAGCGCAAUCCCACAAGCCCCAUUUGUUGGAAAACACCUCUGGCUUCUUCAAUGUGUGUUUCAAACAUUUGUAGAUGCUACAUGUGGAUGACCCCUAAUUGUUCUACUUCUUAGAUAUGAAAAAUAAACUUUAACACAAGAAGCAAGCCUCAGGUUAUAUAAGGUUAUUGAUAUUACAGAAAUGAAUGAAUAGUCUCCAAUGACUUAUGUUUCCAGCUUAGGUUAAAUUCCUGCUGUAACAAAAAUAUCUCUCCGAAUGCUUUGAUAUUGUCCCUCCAUUGAUUAUCAUUGGCGACAUGAGUCCCAGCAGAGUGUUGCUGUAAGCAGAGUGUUCUCUCAGGGUUUGGUUUCAGAUGCAGAUGAACAUACUAAAGUAGCAAGAUGUGAAUGUUCUUUGAACUCCAUGAGAUCCACUUAACCACUUGAUAAAAGGUAAAAUGGAGGAAAGUAAGAAAACUAUAUAAUCCAGGUUAAUAAAACAGAAAAAAAAAUGUAAUUCUGCUGCACAGGAGAGGUCAGAGGACAUAAAGGGGAGGAAAAAAUAGGAGAAAGAUACUUGACUUAACCGAACAGUUUAUGACUUUAAGUCUUUAAUUUGUUGUAUUGUGAAUCAACUCAUCAGAGCAAUCAUUAAUCUAUCUUUGAUUCUCCUUCAGAUUGCAGUGUGACACUUCAACCACGGCAUCCCCACACAUUCUGAUGCCUUUCUCAAAACCCUCUUGCUCUCUGCUGCUUUUCCAUGAUGUGGGGUGGUCAUCAUUGUUAUGAUUUUUAUUUAUAAUUUCAUGUUUUUGUUUCCUUCCCUAGGUGUACUGUUCUGUAUAUUGGCAUUUUUGUAUAAUAAUUGGGUGAGAAUGUAAAGGGGGGCCAGAGUGUCGUGAAAUAGUACUUUUAUUUUCAUGUUAAGCAAACAGUGAGAAGGUGCUUUACUGUGGUGUACCAACUUGGUCAUUUUUAGUUGGCUCACUGGAACAGUGUUUUUACAUGACACCAAGAGUGAGAAGUGAAGGACUGGCUAUUUUUGUUUACAGCCCAUUCACCCAAAUUACGAAAGUAAAGAAAGGUUGUUGUCCAGUAUCUUACAACCUCUAGUUGUACUCACAUGCAAAUAAGCUUGGUUUUAUUUGCACAUGGUUUGGGAUACACCUCUAUUGCAUUCAUGUCAGUGUAUCAUAGGUAAGGGAGUGCAUGUAAAUCAUAUCAACGAUGUUGUUCCUUUAUGGAGUUUUAAAUUUGCAAAUAAAAAGACAACAUUGGAUUUGUUUUUUAGUGUUCAGCUCAGUGUCAGUUUGGUGUGUAUUCACAGCAGCUGUUUGGUUGACAAAACACUUUUUCACUGGGUGAUGUUUCUUUAUGACAUUGACCACACACACGCUCGGUCACUGCAGUUUAUUUUGAGUCGGUCCAACACUGCUCCAGAAAAUAGUCCCCAGACAAAUGCACCGUGUAAUGUAAAACAGUGAUGCUUAUGCUCAUAACAACAGUGUCACUUAUGUAAUUGUUAUUUCAUCCAUAUUGCAAUUAAUUACUUUUUUUUUACUUCUGAAAUUUGGGACCAAAUAUUAAAACAAAUAUUUCAGGAGGAAACAGGUACAGUAGUAUCUCAAAAUCAGAGCAAAUGGAACAACAUUUUCCAUCGCUUUACUUCACAGCUUAACAGGUUGAUGAAAGGUUAUUUUAUUUGUAAUCUGGGUGAACAAACCUUGUAACCUCUCUACUUGUGGCAUCAUGUAACAAUGCUGUCUUCUCUGCUAACUAAGAACACCAUUUAACUGUGUACUUGACUCAACAUAGACUUGAUUCUCACCUGAGGUUCUAUAGGGUAAAAAUAAGAUAUAAAAAAAAAAAUGUUUCUGUGUGAAAAGAUUUUGCUACAAAAGAAUAUAAAAA